AUUUGGUUGGCUUCAUUUCAUUUCGCAAUUUCAAUGGCGUCUUCUUCUCUCCUACUCUCGCCUCUCUCAUCCACUACUUCCUUAGACAACCGUGAGCAGGCCGCGACCUCUGCUUUUCUGCACAAUCCCAAGCUACUAUUCGCAGCUAAGACCCGUAAAACCGCGAUUCGGAGAUGCGGAUUCAAGUCUCCGGAAGCUCGCAAAUCUCUCGACCAUAUACCCAAACAGUUUCGCCAGGAAAAUCUCAAAGAUGGCUUGAUGGAAAAUUACAAGAAUGCGCCUCAGUAUCUAUAUGGCCUUUCACCAUCGCAGAUGGAUAUGUUCAUGACAGAAGAUAACCCUGUCCGUCGACAGUCAGAAAAAGUCACAGAGGAAAGCAUUUCAUCAGCCUGCAAUUACUUGAAUAAUGGUGGAAUGUGGAGCACAACUGGCAUGAAUGAAAGAGGACCCUCUAAGUAUAGCAUGAGUGUAAGCAUGUACCGCGGAGGGGCCAGAGGAGCUGGAAGGCCUAGAACAGCUCCUCCUGAUUUGCCAUCUUUGCUAUUGGAUGCCCGGAUCGUCUAUCUGGGGAUGCCGAUAGUACCAGCUGUUACCGAGCUUCUUGUUGCUCAAUUUAUGUGGUUGGAUUAUGACAGCUCAACAAAGCCAAUAUAUCUAUAUAUCAACUCUUCUGGCACCCAGAAUGAGAAGAUGGAGACUGUUGGAUCUGAAACUGAGGCCUAUGCAAUUGCUGACACUAUGGCUUAUUGCAAAGCAGAUGUCUACACUGUGAAUUGUGGAAUGGCAUACGGACAAGCAGCAAUGCUUCUUUCUCUUGGAGCAGAAGGCUAUCGCGGAUUACAGCCAAACUCAUCCACAAAACUGUACCUUCCAAAAGUAAAUAGAUCGAGUGGAGCUGUCAUUGACAUGUGGAUUAAGGCAAAAGAACUAGAGGCAAACACGGAAUAUUACCUCGAACUCUUAGCCAAAGGAAUAGGAAAACCAAAGGAGGAGAUUGAGAAAGACAUCCAACGCCCAAAAUAUUUCCAAGCACAAGAGGCCAUUGACUAUGGCAUUGCUGACAAGAUCAUUACUUCUCAGGAUUCCGCCUUUGAGAAACGGAACUAUGAAGAAUUGUUGGCACAAUCGAAAGCAAUGAGAAGAGCUGGAGCUGGUCCUCAAGCAGCUCCAUCAGGGUUUAGAUAAACUUGUGAGAUUUUUGUGGCAAGGUUGGCAUGCCCUUGCUAUUCUGAAUCAAUGUCUCAUGAUGUGCUGCUAGCCAUUUAUAUAUUGCGUGGUACUUCAGGAAAAGCAUACACUAUGCACAAGUGAGGUGCUUCAAUGCUCAUCCACUUCAUGGCUAUGCACAAGACAAGUGUAGUGUGAUUUAAUGCUCAUCCUUUUCAACUGUUGUAUACUGGGACGAAGAAAAAAAAUACAGAAACUUGAAGUAUAGAAAGAAAUGUUUUGGUCUGACUCUGAA
Molecule: messenger RNA, 1462 nt
Organism: Salvia hispanica
Lineage: Eukaryota; Viridiplantae; Streptophyta; Magnoliopsida; Lamiales; Lamiaceae
Product: ATP-dependent Clp protease proteolytic subunit-related protein 1, chloroplastic
Biological process (GO): protein quality control for misfolded or incompletely synthesized proteins
Cellular component (GO): endopeptidase Clp complex
Molecular function (GO): serine-type endopeptidase activity; ATPase binding; ATP-dependent peptidase activity
Source: RefSeq, a predicted model, not a curated record